Linum trigynum is the source of this 1914-nucleotide messenger RNA. The record is from the annotation of a GenBank genome assembly. Lineage: Eukaryota; Viridiplantae; Streptophyta; Magnoliopsida; Malpighiales; Linaceae.
ACUCUAAAAUUGUGCAAGCAAAAAUUUAUGGCUUUGAGUUUGGCGAAUAAGAAAAAAUAUUGGGGCAUCUAAGGUAGUUGUUGGUGAAAUAUGUGUAGAUCAACAGGUCGACAACACCAACUGUCGUGUCGACCUUUCAGGCGCAAUGACGAUUUCGUUGUCUUUAGACUUUAGAGCACUUUCUACGACAUGGAAUUGAUGCAUGAAGAUAAUUUUAACCCUAACCAGUUAACCUUUUCAUGGUGCGGUUAACCAAUUUAUUUUAGAACAUCGAACUUUUCAUCAUUAGGUCUCUGGACUUCUUAGGCAGUAGUUCAAACGUGCCACUCAUCAUCACUAUAUGUAUAUAUGCAUUCUCAUGGGGUCUCUGGACUUCUUUUUGCUCCUCACGUCGCAUGAACUUACCUCCCACAUGUCACGUCUUCAACUGAAUUUCAACUUUCUACCAAUAAUCGAAACCAACAUCCUAUAAAUGUUGGUCUCUCAUCACACUCCCCACUAUUCUCCUCUUUGCUUUCUUCUCAACACAACAACACCAAUAAGUCUCACAUUAUAUUACAGAAGAGUCCAAAUGGCUUCUAACCCUUUCGUCGGCGGAGUUUGUGUCCUUCUCUUGUCCAUGAUACUCGUGGGAGCCUCCGCCGCCGAUUAUUACUCCUCCAGCUCCGAAACUCCAAAAACUCAACCCAAAAUUCAGUCUGGAUCAUACGAGAAGCCAGUUGCUCAGUCAAUGCCUAAACCAGAAGAAUCAGCUUCAAAACCUCAACCCAAAAUCGUGCCUGAUUUCUACUCGAAGCCUACUUACAAAGCAGACCCACACUACGAUAUGCCCAAACUAAGCAUCCCAAAGCCAGAUAAGAAGCUUUUCCUGCCGCGGUUGAAGGGAUAGUUAUCUGCAAAUCAUCCUCCGGAUAUGUCCCCAUCAAAGGUAACUUAAUUAAUUAUUACACCUAAUGCUAUGAUGUUCCUCGCCCCCACGUAAAACAUCGAGCUCAUCAUGUGAUUUAUCGUAUUCUAAAAGUUGUUGUGAUUUUUCAUAUUUGAACCGUUCAUCAGGAGCCGUAGUAACGAUCACAUGUUUGAAAGUGAACGAGGAAGGAUAUGAUCAUGACAAGACUCCAGUGUCAUGUCAAUCCAGUCCAACGAAUGCCAAGGGCUAUUUCUUCAAGACGCUACCUUCUAACAAAGAUCUCAAGAAGAAUUCAUGGGAGAACUGCAAGGCUUUCCUCGAGCAAUCUCCAAUGGAGGGAUGUGGAGUCCCAAGCAAUGUGAACAGAGGAAUCGACGGUUUUCCACUGUCUUCUCAUCGCAUUCUGCAAGAUAAGCACCUCAAGUUAUAUUCAGUUGGGCCUUUCUUCUAUACUUCGGAGCAUAAGCCAACCAUGAACAAAGCCCCCGCUGGUGGCUAUUAAUUUUUAUUAGUAUUUUUUUGUUUACUUUGAUUUUGCUUUCUCAAUUCAAUUAUUUAUUUUGCUCAAUCUCCUUGUGUUGGAGUCUGAAUCAUUUGAUUGAUUGCUUUGGUUUUUGUUUCAUUUGUUGGUAUCUCAUAGUGGAUUUUCCACGUUUGUUAACUCUUUCAAGUCAUGUAACAGUGGUAUAUUUAAUUUCAACGAGAACAAUUCUCGAUGCUUGCCUACUCUUGUUCAUUCUUCGUCUUUUCAUUUAAGAUCCGCGUGCAUCGUCUGCCUAUGUCACGAUUUGGAUAUAGCAAAUUACACUUUAUGUAUGACCAAUUUAUUUGUUUUUAUAUAAAUAAAUGUAAUAAGAAGCAGUAGUGAUAAAGCUAUUUGAUUGAUUAAUCAUAUGGAAAAUAUUCUUCUUAGUUGAUCAUUAAGCUGUGUGAAAAGUGAAAACCGACAAUGUACACAAAUAUAUGUUACAGUCAAGCAGUUAUAAUAUAAUGUGCAUUAAAAA